AUGGCAGCCAGUAGCAAUUGUCUGCCCGCCAUGGGAGCGGCCGUUCUCCUCAUGCUCAUCGCGGCCGCAGCCGUCCUGCCGGCGUCGGCGAGUACCCUGACUGUAUUCGAGGGGCCUGGGUGCAGCGGAAAGAGUAAAGACAUCACCGGCUGUGGCUGCUUCGACCUAGAGAACUACAACGGGGGGUUCCACUUCGUUUAUACAGAGGGCCAGACCGCAGAGCUUAAAGUUUCCCAUGACUGCACAACCCGGGAGUUCCCCGAGGUGCUCGAGCGGGAGACCCGGAGCUGCAUAUCCAAUGACUACAAAGGUGUGAACAUGCUUUGUUAAAUGUACUGGGUGAUCGAAGCUCUGGCGAGCAGGGGAUCAACCACGUGGAAUGAUAAUGAGAAAUAAAGAUAUGGUGCUACUCCUUGCGCACCAGGCAGAUUGGCGUAGCCUUAGGGCCUCUGUACCUUACGUGCGAAAUGAACAUCUUACACUUUGCUCUCUUCUGCUAUUAAUAAUUAAUUUCUUCGUCAUGACAAAACAGUACCAGAGUAUCUGACUAUUAUUUUCUCACGUGUAUCUGAACUGCGAAGUUUCCGCUUUCAGAAGCCGCUGAGUUUAGUCUCAUUUUCUCGCUCUGUGCGCGUAUAUCCGUAUUUAUACCUAGAUCCUAUCUCUUUAGGAAUCCCCAUGAUAAUCGAAGUACGCUGAGAUUUCCUUUCUUAAUCUCGUCAACAUUAUUUCAUCGGUGAAACGAUAAGCAGCUGGCUGCCACUUACCCUUCUGAUCUUAAUCCCCCGCGUACAGACAGGACGUUGGACACGAGCGGGAAAUGUUAUCCACGUCUACCCAUGUGUCUGUCGCGCCUAGGUCGUACAAUGCCAUUCGUAGGGUGUUUUUCCCCUGAAAACCGUCCACUGUUGAAUAUUAUCCGGGAGGCACGACCAGUUCAUCCGAUUCUACGCGUAUCUGCACGUCAUGUUGAGAUCUUUCGCUCCUUAGUAUGUUAGUGGCCACAGUUUCUAGAAGAACCUCAUUAAUGCCGGGGAAGAAAUGCUGCGCGGUUGAUCGACGGGAAGCUACAAAAAUGACGACUUCGUUCCAGGGGAUGGAUUUGAUCCGCGACCUGCACUCAGAUUUGCUGUUAAUGGGCUCUACAGAAGUUUUGACGGAGAUUCAAUUAUAUCAACAGCACGUGGCUUCCCCGAUGGUAGUUUCAUAAAGAGGAGAUGAGGAGGGUGGUAGGGUGCCAUCGCGUAGCCUACUCCUAUUCCAAACUUCAGAAAUUGAGUGAAAUUUAGCCAAUUCCAGGAGUAGAACAGACCUACUAAGCAUAAUUAGGUCGGACUCUUCCUAGAGUGUUUUUCAACAUCAGAUCGUGGGAAUUUUGAACAUCCAAAACUGACCUGCAUUAGUUGCUUAAUGCGAAAACAUGGGGAACAUUACAUUGAACCGAUUUAGCCGACCGAGGGAGAGUAUGCUUGGAGAUGGAAUGAAGAAUUUGCAGUCAGCGGAUUAG
This is a messenger RNA of Spirodela intermedia, 1507 nucleotides long. The record is from the annotation of a GenBank genome assembly. Lineage: Eukaryota; Viridiplantae; Streptophyta; Magnoliopsida; Alismatales; Araceae.